Musca domestica (house fly) is the source of this 3390-nucleotide messenger RNA. Its product is annotated as protein Skeletor, isoforms B/C. The record is from RefSeq and is a predicted model, not a curated record. Lineage: Eukaryota; Metazoa; Arthropoda; Insecta; Diptera; Muscidae. The transcript is spliced from 12 exons. The coding region runs from base 774 to 3035 and encodes 753 amino acids.
UUGGUUUGUGAAUUAAAAAAAAAAAUAUUAAUAAAAUAAAAAAGUGUUUUUAAAAAAUAUUUAAAAUAAUAAAAAUUAAGAAAAUUCUAAAGUGGAAAUUGUGAAAAAAAUUCGAAAAGAAAAAUCCUUUAAAAAACCAACAACAAGAAAAAUUAUACAUAAAUUGUGAGAAAAGAAGGAGGAUUACACAAUUACACACAAAACGCCAUUUUGGAUUUUUGUCUUUCUGGCUGGCUGGCUGGCUGACUGGUAGCGAAAAAAGGACCUCCAUCUACAGCCCCAACCCCCAUAUCACCCAUCCCAGCCCUCCUCGGAAAAAAGUGGGCAAACAUUUAGAGAGAGCAAAGUGGAGCUCUGAAAUAUUAGCAACAGUAGCAUCAGCCGGAGUGGGGAAGCGUGGCGGCAGGACAUUCUCAGGAUAUGAAAAACUAAAAUAAAAGCUUACUCCCCAAAAACUAACUAACCACCACCAACAGAUCGAAUAAACAACAACAUCAGUAAAUAGAGGACAAACGAGAAAAAAAAGUUCCCAAAAAGGAAAAUAUGAUUUUAACAUUUUUAAAACGUUUUUGAAAAAUAAUUUCAUUCAUCAAAAAAAAAAAAAAAAAAAAAUAGUCCUCUAUUUUCGUAAAAAUUGCAUCACGUCUAGCCCACCUGAAGCCUAAGCUGCUCAUGUUUAUUAUUUGAAAAAAAAGCCCGCCCACACACAUUUAAACAUUUCACUCUUCAAAACAUUAACGCCCCACUCUUUCCUCUGCAUUUCCACGUUCACAAUGGAUUACAACAAUAAUGGAUUACCAACAACAAAACCGACUGCAACACAUCGAAAAUUUAUGAAAACAUCUCGUCAGGUCAUUACCUCGACAAAACGUAGAAAAUCCUCCAAAUCGAUGACCUCCUACAUGGCCGUGUCAUCAUGGUUUGCUGGGUUAUCCUCAUCUCUAACAUGUUGUGGAUUACUGAUUGUCGUGGCGCUCAGUUGCUGCAUUAAUAGCGCACAUGGGCGUGCACCACCCGAGCCCUAUUACGGUCGUUUCAUCGGACACUUUACAAAUUUCGCUCAUGGCAUAAAGGGUUCCGUUUAUGCUGUGGACGAAUCAACGCUCUUCAUCAAGUCCUUUGCCUACGAUGGCACGGGACCGGAUGCCUUCUUCUGGGUUGGCAAAACACCGCGACCAAGUCCAGAAGGAUUCAUUAUACCAUACCCAGAGGACUAUACAGGAUUUGAACCACCCAUAUUGAAGGCCCACAAUAAUACGGACAUCAUACUGCGUCUUCCCAUGGGCAAAAGGAUUAAGGACAUAAGAUGGCUCUCAGUGUGGUGCAGACGUUUUACGGUUGAUUUUGGUGAAGUCUUUAUACCACCAGGUUUGGAUGUGCCGAAACCCCGUGUCUUGCCAGAAUUCAAGCGGCUGGCCCAUGGUCUACGGUCAAGUAACAUCAGUGUGUUGGAUGCCAAAACAUUUUAUAUUCCUAAUUUGCAUUAUGACGGUGCUGGCCCAGAUGCCUAUUUCUGGGUUGGCAAUGGUUCCGAACCCAAUAUUAUGGGUAUUAAGGUACCCAACGAAAUCGGUUCCCUGGAACCUUUGCGCGGCUAUCAGGGUGAAGAUAUUGAAAUUCAAUUGCCCGGCAAAUGGACUGUCUAUGACAUUGACUGGCUGGCCGUGUGGUGUGUGGAAUAUCGCCACAAUUUCGGUCAUGUUUAUAUACCCAAAGACUUGGAUGUACCACCGGCCCUGGGACAAACGAAAAUCACCACCACAACAACACCACGCCCCGUCUACUCCAACUGCCGUGAAAUCAUACCCAACAAAUUGCAAGUCAAAUGGGAGUUGCAGGGUGAAUAUCUGCAAAUCGAUUUGCUCGGCCGCAUCAGCGAAGAUCAGUACAUGUCCUUCGGCCUGUCCGGCGCCAAUGGCCGUGCCCAAAUGUCACAAUCCGAUGUCGUUGUGGCCUUUUACGAUACCACCGCAAGAGUGUUCCGUGCCGAGGAUUAUUACAUCACCGACUUAUCGCAAUGCGAUGGCCACAAUGGCGUGUGUCCAGACGAGAGGAUUGGCGGACGUAAUGAUGUUGUUGUUUUGAGCGGAGAUCGCAAGAAUGGCGUGACCAGCAUACGCUACCGUCGCCUAUUGCAGACAAAUGAACCGAUUUACGAUAUGCCCAUACCCACGGAUCGUGAUGUCUCAGUAAUAGCUGCCAUCGGACCGCUCAAUAGUCGUAAAGAGGCAAAUGCUCAUACGCACACUGGCACCGAUCAUGUUGUCGAUGAUAUACGCAUUAAUUUCUCAUCGAGGAGCGACAAUACCUGCAAACUCUCUUUGUUCACGGUCAAGGACGAAUCGGGUCCAACACCCUGGCCAACACGCAAGAUAACCAAUGAAUAUUCAUUUACGGCCCGCAUUGGUCCGACUGGCGGUAAGCGAGGCUAUACACCCAUUACGGGUAUACCCUCGUGGGGUAUUGCCUGGUACAUCAAUGAUUUGCUGAUACCCGAGAUCACUGUGGAACGGGGUAAAACCUAUGAAUUUAUUGUGGAAGGCGGUGAUAUUGCCGCACAACCAGCAAGAUACCAUCCAUUUUAUAUCACCGAUUCUCCGGAAGGAGGCAUUGGACAAAAGACUGGCCUGGAAUUGAGCAAACAAAAGGCAUAUGCCGGUGUGGAAUUCGAUGAGGAGGGCAAUCCAAUACCAACAGCUGCUGGCCGCUACUGUGAAUGGGUCCACAAUACCAUUGAUCGCUCGGCAGAGACUGAAACCUUUGAGGAAUAUAUGAAGACCCUGACUUUGGUGUGUGAAGAUGGUGAACCGGGCUAUCUCAACUGGACCGUGCCCAUGGAUGCCCCGGAUACGUUGUAUUAUCAGUGUUUUACCCACAACAAUUUGGGUUGGAAAAUCAAUGUGGUGGACAGUGGAGCCUCAAGGGCUUUGAUACCCCUGACAACGAUAUGGUAUGCCGUGGUCAUGAGUUUGGCAGCCCUGGGUUUUAAUCUGGCGCUGACACACAGCCAAGGUUUGGGGCGCCGUAUUGCCUGAUAGUAAUCACUGAGGAAAGGGUGCACAUUUUUGGUUACAUGCAUUUUGUAAUUUAUCAGAGUUUUUUCACAGAAUAUUUUUUUUGAUAUUGUAUUUUUUUUUUGCUAGAUAGGCUAAAUUGGCGAAUGUUAAAGGAAAUGGAAGGAGGAGAAGGAUAAUAAUAAUUAUGACAAUAAUAAUGAUGAUAAAGACAAUAAUGAGUUAAGGGGGCGGGAAAAAAACAACAAAAAGUUAAUUACAAAAAAAAACAAUUUUGAAUGCAAUAUUGAAUAUUAAAAAACGAGAAAAUAAUAUCAUAAACCGAAACUGGCAUCAAUUAUUAGAUUUUUAGGUCCUUGGCAACUGAAAUUCAAAA